This is a messenger RNA of Strongylus vulgaris, 405 nucleotides long. The record is from the annotation of a GenBank genome assembly. Lineage: Eukaryota; Metazoa; Nematoda; Chromadorea; Rhabditida; Strongylidae.
AUGGCGGUGCUGCCACUGUCUCUGCCGUUGAUCGUCUCGGCGAUCACAUUUGACCUUAUAUUUGAUGAACUUAAAGGAUCUCCACUAGCCCUAUUAUCCCCUACAAGGAAUAUAACCCUAUCCGUUGUGGACCAUAAUCUUCUAGCCGAUACGGUAACUAUAGCCCAGGUAGAUGUAGGGGUAAAAUUGUCCUUAUCAGUGAAAUGCCUCUCCGAAACGUCGGUUCAUAUUUCGACAGCGGGAAAGAAUUCGUUACUGUAUUCACCGUCAUUAUGCUCUUCGGCAAAUGGUCAGUUUAUCAUGCUUGGUCCAUGUGUUUACGCACUUCUUAUUUAUGCGUGGUUAUGUUCCAUAUUGGCAACAAUGAGCGUUAAUCCCAUGUUUGGGGCGAUUUGUCCGAAAUAA